AUGUGGGAAGAUCCCAACAGAAACUCCACCACCGAGAGCUCUCGUGGUUCAGGGUCCAUAGCUUACCACAGCUUCCGGUCGCAUGUCCGAUCGUGUACCCUCCAACCCUUUCGCAAACGCCGAAGAGCGGUGCCGCCGCCUCUGCCUGCCCACGAACAAAAACCAGACACACCCGCAACACAACCCGCACCCACGCACACAUCUUCUUUCUCACCCCCCCCUUUUUCUCUUUCCUCUUUACUACCAGAAAUCACUUUUCCCACCCGGUCCGCCGUCGACAAAAUGGCACCCAAGGCAAUCGUCGCACCCUCGAUUCUGGCCGCCGACUUUGGCCAUUUUGGCCAUGCAUGCCAUAAGACCAUUGAGCAAGGGGCCGACUGGCUUCACGUUGAUAUUAUGGAUGGCCACUUUGUUCCCAACAUUUCAUGGGGACCCGGCGUCGUCGCCAAAAUCAGAGGCCACGUUGAGAAGCCCAUCGAGACAUGGGGCAAGGGCACUUUUGACUGCCACAUGAUGGUUUCCGAGCCCAAGAAAUGGGUCAAAGGCAUGAAAGACGCCGGCGCAGACCUGUACUGCUUUCAUUACGAAGCCGCCUUCUCCUCCGACUCUGACAACCCAGAGGUCCAAUCCGACGAAAAGACGAACCCCCGCGCGUUGAUCCGGUUUAUCCACGAACAAGGCAUACUGGCCGGCGUUGCUCUGAAGCCCGCGACGUCUGUCGACGUGGUCUGGGAGCUCCUCGAGAGUGAGGAUCCCCUAGAGAGACCAGACAUGGUCCUUAUCAUGACGGUCGAGCCCGGUUUCGGCGGGCAGAAGUUCAUGGCCUCGGAGCUGCCCAAGGUCCAGGCCCUGCGCGAGAGGUACCCGGAGCUGAACAUCGAAGUCGAUGGCGGGCUGACGGGGUCCACCGUUCACCAGGCCGCCGACGCAGGCGCCAAUGUGAUUGUCGCUGGCAGCGCAGUUUUCGGUGCACAGGACCCCGCAGCUGUUAUUUCGAUCCUGAGAGAAGCCGUCGAGAAGAAGAACGGCAAGCUCUAAGGAGGUGCCCUUCGACACUCCAUUUAACGCCACGUUUUACGACUUUUCCUUGGGUUUGAUUUUUUUAUCUGUUGUUUUUUGCUUCGUUCUCGAGAAAAAAAAAGCUAUGGGAGCCAUGAUUUUUGUGUUCAGCGUAUAUAUAGAUAUCAGACGGACAGCAACUCUCCGGUAGCAGGCAGCAGCUGCUGGUCUUUCUAAUCAUAAUUCUACUAUCACU
Colletotrichum destructivum is the source of this 1255-nucleotide messenger RNA. Its product is annotated as Putative ribulose-phosphate 3-epimerase, ribulose-phosphate binding barrel, aldolase-type TIM barrel. The record is from RefSeq and is a predicted model, not a curated record. Lineage: Eukaryota; Fungi; Ascomycota; Sordariomycetes; Glomerellales; Glomerellaceae. Gene Ontology annotation, cellular component: cytosol. Gene Ontology annotation, biological process: carbohydrate metabolic process; pentose-phosphate shunt; pentose-phosphate shunt, non-oxidative branch. Bases 1 to 1038 code for a protein of 345 amino acids. The transcript has 4 exons. Gene Ontology annotation, molecular function: D-ribulose-phosphate 3-epimerase activity; metal ion binding.